AUGCCCCCACCACCGACGCCACUGAAUGAAUUAUCUCUUGUGCCAAACAUAAGCAAAACUGUCAUCAGCGGCGGCGGCGCUGGAUCUGGCACCGACACGGGUGGGAUAAUAAGAGAAAACGGCAGAGAAAAAGCACGACCGCAAAUCUUGCCGUACGCCAAGACUGCCGCCAGCCACAAUAUCGCAUGGUCACUUCCCACUCCGCCGCUCAAACAGAGGAUGGCAUCCGGCUUUAAAUCGCUCUUUGAGAGCGCCAAAAAGCUCGCCACCGGGGACAAUGGAGAUGCGAACUCCGGGCCCGCAGCCCCUGAUAGCCUAUUCCCCAAGACGAUCCCGACCGUUGACGGGGAGGACUGUGAUCACGACUGCGACAGUUGCACCGUCAAGUAUCCCAAGAGCUUUAGCAUCGACACUGAAGAUGUCCUGUACGGCCACGUGAAAGGCUGGAGUACGCAUCUCUUGGUUGCUACGGGAAAAACGGACUGGGUGCGGGACGUGGCGGAUGAGAAGGGCAGUGUGAUGCAGGCCGUGGAAGCGUCAGACAAGCCUGACAACGGAAGGUUGAUGCUUUCUGCGAGCAACAUUCCCACGCCGCAUCAGACCAACGACUAUUCAGAGCCCACAACAGUGCUCCUCCUCCCAGCAUUCAGGGUAGUUGAAAACGUGACGCCGGCAACAGUACCCACUCUCCUUUCAGAAUUCGUAGCAAAGUCUCCAACCAACGAAACUCCACUGGCAGACCAGCCACCCAUCAACCUCCCUCGAUCUGUGGACGUGGUCAACCCGGAUCCGUCGCUGCCUCCCCCGCUCCGCACGCUCACUAGCCGAUCCUGUCCCCACUCUGUCCUUGUCCUCCUUUGCUCGCAGCGUACCCGAGAUGCCCGCUGUGGGCAGUCAGCCCCACUGCUGCGCAAGGAGCUGGAAAGGCACCUGCGUCCCCUGGGCCUCUACCGCGAUCUGGACGACGAGAGGCCGGCCGGAGUGGGUAUUUACUUUAUCAGUCACGUGGGAGGUCACAAGUACAGCGCCAACAUGAUGAUCUACCGUCGGCCGGAUCCGUGGGGCCUGGACGGCGUGGAGAGGAAGACUGUCGGUGAUGAGGGCAUCCAGAAGCUUUUGGAGAACGGGAAGUCCAAGGCUGCUUCUGCUGUGGCGAGUGAUGAGGGUGCUGAUAUUGGUGCGGGCCAGUGUAUCUGGCUUGCGAGGAUUUCACCGCAGCAUUGUGAGAAUAUCGUCAAAUACACGAUACUUCAAGGAAAAGUGGUCAAGCCUGAGACGCAACUGCGAGGAGGUUUUGAUAGACAAAAGGGACUCAUGAGUUGGUAG
Pyricularia pennisetigena is the source of this 1326-nucleotide messenger RNA. RefSeq lists its product as uncharacterized. The transcript has 2 exons. The record is from RefSeq and is a predicted model, not a curated record. The coding region runs from base 1 to 1326 and encodes 441 amino acids. NCBI's taxonomy places the organism in Eukaryota, Fungi, Ascomycota, Sordariomycetes, Magnaporthales, Pyriculariaceae.